Diaporthe citri is the source of this 618-nucleotide messenger RNA. RefSeq lists its product as uncharacterized. Lineage: Eukaryota; Fungi; Ascomycota; Sordariomycetes; Diaporthales; Diaporthaceae. Gene Ontology annotation, molecular function: oxidoreductase activity. Gene Ontology annotation, cellular component: mitochondrion. The transcript has a single exon. The coding region runs from base 1 to 618 and encodes 205 amino acids. Gene Ontology annotation, biological process: carnitine biosynthetic process. The record is from RefSeq and is a predicted model, not a curated record.
AUGGGCUGCAUGCUGCCUCGGAUCUCCAAGCGCAAGACUGGCCCAGCUGUAAGGCGUUGCAGACCCAAAUAUGUCACUUAUUGGUAUCAGAGAGAAGGGCACUACUUGGAGUCCCGUCGGCCUGUCAUAGAUACGGGUCCAAGUGGCAAUCUCCAAUCCGUCUCCUGGUCACCUGCCUUUCAAGGUCCCUUUCGCGUCAGUGAGCAUCAAAAGACCCUCGACCUUCCAGCAUUCCGUGGCAACCCGCGCGAGGCGGGCCCUGGGACGGGAGCAUUGCGUGCUGGGAGCAGAGCCGCCAGGGCCUCCAGAGACAUCCUGGAGUCGCCGGAAAACGUGGUCCAGCAUCGGCUGGAGCCCGGCGACUGCGUCAUCUUUGACAACAAGCGGAUCUUGCACGGGAGGACACAAGUCGACGCUUCUGCGGGACUCAGGCACCUGCGCGGUGCGUACGUGGACGGGCAGGCACUGCACAGCACCUUUGUGAACCUCAAAAAGAAGAACUUGAUGACGCACGGACUUGUCAGUAGCGCAUACGAGCCGGGGAAUCCGUUAUUCCGGGGGGGCAUAGGGGACAUAAGCCUCAAUGACCUCCGUCCCUGGUCCGGGCCGGGGGCCUAG